Messenger RNA from Amoebophrya sp. A25, 28457 nucleotides. NCBI's taxonomy places the organism in Eukaryota, Dinophyceae, Syndiniales, Amoebophryaceae. The record is from the annotation of a GenBank genome assembly.
CCAGUUUCAAUAAAGACCAAAAGAUUGGAGGAGUCAUGGUUUACUAGGUCUGGCACCUCUUGUGUUUCGUUGUAGUUGAGACUGAGCCGAAAAUGGGUUUGCUUGCUUGCCUUGAGUCGAAAAAGGACAGUUGAAAGAAGGUCAAAAAUUGUCGUGGGAGGAGAAAUGCAAAGACCAAAAAUUAUUCAUCAAAGCGAAAGUCACUGAGAGGGAUCCCAAAACACCCCCCUUUCCCUAGCCAAAGCGGACACUCACCCUACGUACAAGACGCCUCUUCCCGGUCCCUUGCGCCUCCUUUAAUCGAUGUUGACGUGGUUACGGUUGUCUCAAUAAAUAUGUGUUAUGCUACCCCAUUUGAUUAUGUUUUCUUUUGUCAGGACGACCUAAUCAGAAUGUUGUUUUCUAUAGCUCUUACGAUCAUGCUGAAAUUCUUCCCUUGAUAUUUCUUCAUUCAUCAAAUGAAGUCAUGCAUUGAUUAAUGUUUUAUACUACGCAGAUUAUCUACUAGGUUAGCGUUAGGCAGAUUUCUUUUGCCUUAUUUACUUUACAUAGACCUCGAUGUCAUCUAACUAUUCAUACGACAAGAAAAGGAUGACAUAAUCUCGUGGCUGCGCGACGGAGCGGUAGCAAUCGAGGAAAUGCUUCUGUUCCCCUCUCUGUUCCGGUGGCCUCAAAAUGUCAGUGCACUACAUUCUCGCCGAGAGCGUAGAGGUGGACUGCUGUGGCGAGCGGGCCCAUCUGCCUUACGAUCGGGUGGAACAGUAGCACUACUAUCGUCGGCAUUUUCGUUGACCCCGUUGCACAUCCGUCUUUAUUAUGCUGCCGCGAGGCAGAUGAAGCACAGGGAUGAUCAAGGUACAAGCCGCUCGGAUGAUAUUUGGACUUUCCAUUAUUUUUAGAACUCUUUGCAGUGUCAUUGUAUUAGUGAAUGUUGACUUAAAAGACUGUCUGCAGUUUAUUUUCUUUUUAUCCAUUCUUGAGUCUCAAUACCUCUCAGAGAAGUCCUCUUCUCCUGUUUGGUCAUUUCUUUGCUGUACUAGUGUGAACAUAGACCCUUUUGUUCUCAUACUGCUCAUCAAUAUCAUUCAUUGAGCCCCCGAUUCUACAGAUACUCCAUGGGACCGGGAGCCACCUGACAUGAAUGGCGGCGGUGAGGCAACCGACACCGAUAUCCCAGAGGAUGAAGAUCCCCAUAAGGCCGCGAGUUUUGUCGUUCUUUCAACGGGUGAAGCAGAGCGAUCCAAAACUGCGGCGGGCGACAUUGAGGCGCAGAUCAAAAUCUUAGCCGGGAUGAUUAUGUCGCGAAGCCUACUCUCUUUUAACCACUGGAGCGGUGGGUGUUCAUUCUACCAGCGUUGAAAAGAUCGCGUUCAUUUUAGUGGUCGUUGAUACGCUGGCUGGGUCACCGCUCGGAAGUGAAAUUCUUGGUGACCCGUGAGACCAGACCGUGUGGCUGCGGCGCGACGCGGCCCUGUGCAACGUGACUUCCUCGCUAUUUUAAGUAGCGUUAUCACGGCUGAUGGCACACAGGGUGAAGGGCGCGGCCCCAGCGUAGUGCCCCAGCGGUGAGCUACGUACCUGAGUUGAUCUAUGUGCAGUGGCACAAAAACAAAGAUCCACUCACUCAGUGGCCAGACUGAGCUAUGCAAGCGUGCACUACAGGAAACUCAAGUGAGUGGACUGUGAGACCCGGCGGGGUCAAAUUCGUGAUGCGAUCACAAAAUAUUCAAUAGGCCCGCGUGGCCUAGGCUGGAACCAGCGGGUUCCCAGAACACUAUCAAAUGGACUCCGGCGUAAAUAACUGAGUGAGGAAAAACGACAGUAGUUAGAGCGGAGUCCAUAUCAUCCAAAGGGCUUCAUAAAAGAUAAAAUUUUGCGCAUAGGCUUGACCUUCUAGAAAACUGCGCUCAGUGCCCUUUUGGCGACCUUAGACAAAAAGACAAGACAUGGCGGCAGCAGCCGACGACGUGCAGGGGCUACAGGACGUAGCGCCCGCUCCAGUCACCUGCAGCGGCAGCGGCGGCACCUGUCCUCCCCUACAUCUUCCGUUUCACCUUGGCAGCUGAACUGCCUGAUGACGCAAAACAGCAGUUCACGCAACUGUGUGCAAACUACACACAGGACGCCGGCACGCGUGCACAUGUCGACGACAUCGUCAGCGCUCUAGUGUCUACUAACGUGCUGCAAGUGUUCUGCGACCACAUGAGCCGCCAGUUGUGCAAUGAACUCGCUGGUGCAAGGGAUGAAAACGGCAACAACAUGGACCAGGAAGCGCAGGGCCGCAUCGUCAUGGUCAUCCUCCUGGGCCGGCUGGUAAACCAGGGAAACCCUGACUCGACUGGGCCGCAGUUUCAACUGCAGCACCUCGAGAACUGCCUCAACAUCUGGGGACUGCCACGCCAAGGCACAAAGGCAGACAAGUGGUGGCGCCUACAACAACACGCGCAUCAGCUACGUCAGCAGGGGCAUGCGCGUCAGCAUGAAAACUUCGUGCCGUACGCUGCGGCGCGCUAUGCCGAUGGGUCCAAUGCCAGCGUGGUCUUUAUGGGACCACCACCACCCGGGGGAGGAGCGCCUCCCCAGGCUGCAGCGGCAGCCAUGCCGCAAAACAACGUGGUACUCCCGGGUGCGGUACUCCAAGCGCUGGAGCAAAUCGGUAUCACACCAGCCGCGCGGGCAGCGUUGAUCGGCCAGGCAAAUAACCUCAUCGACGCACAGCAACAUGCACCCUACGGGGGAAGUGCGCCAGUCAAUCUGGUGCAUAGCCCGCACGCAACACAACUGCCACAUGAGGAAGCUGCGCGCUGGCUACGGGAUGUGAACGGCAACUGGCGCGACAUCCAGGCUGAGCCGGAGUGUGCACCAAUCUGGCGCGGGAGCACGUUGCUACCGAUCCAGACUCAGGCGCAGACGCUCAAGACCCACAUCAAGGACUUGCUGCUGGACUGGCGCGGCAACGUAGUAGAACAACACCUACAUCGACUAGCUACGUGCAUCCUCAUCCACCCGUUUUCCAUGGCGUUUCGCACAGUCCAGCGGCUACCGGAGUCGGAGAGGCAAGUCUGGCGCCGCCUCCUGGUUAUCCUCGUCGCGAAUGGAAUCUGCACAGAACAGGACCUGGCAGAGUUCGCGGCAGCAUGGAAGCCGUCCACCCUGGCUGGGGCCACACAGCAGCGUCAUGAUGUUGCAUACAAAAACCUGGGCUGGCUGGAGGCGAUGAAGCUACCGGACGCUAUGGCGGAUAAGACGGUCUAUGAACAUGCAGUCAAGACCCUGGCGAAGGAUAAGGUCACAAAACUAGUCCAAGGGAUGCCGCCAGCUCAAAACGAUGCAUACAACCUCUCGCGCAUCUUCGAGCUAACUAGAAACUGCAAGACCAACCUCUACGAGAAGGGAGAAAAGGCCAUCCUCAUGGCCAGCCCAUGCAAAGCGAACGCUGACGCUACCCAGUUCGGAGCACUGCUGCGAACGUCACUAGUAGUUGAAGAACGCACAGAUCUGCACGCGGCGGAGGAGGCAUAUGCGAACAUCAGACCAAAAGUACAAUCCGUCUCCAAGGCGGACCUUUGUCUGCAUAUCCUCCCCGCGGCUGUGUUCAUGCUGUAUGACAACGUCCCUCCUUCAGCUGCAACUGGGGCGCCUGCAGCUGCAAAUGGACGAUCUUUGUGCUACAUCAUGACGCAUGGAUGGACCAUCCUAGUCGCGCUUAUACAGGGGCGCAAAAAACACUGGGCCGAACAUCAUGGUGCACAGAAGUGGGGAAAGGAUGACGACGAUAGCGAUGAUGGAGGUAGUGGCGCUGGUCCAGGCCCUGGCACGAAGCGCCACCAAGAAGAGCAUGGGCGCCAAUCCAAGAAGGCCAAGAAGGGCACGAGGGGCACCUCGAGCAACAACAGCACCUCGUAGAAGUCUGCGCCCGGCACUGUCAAAACGGCGCUCAAGGAGGGGCGAGUCGGCCCCAUCCUAAGGCGCAAGUGGUCAACCUACGUGGACGCGGCUUUCAAGAGCGGGCCCACCUUCGCCCUAAACUCAAAGGGCGUCGCGGAGUCGCCCAUUGUCGAGGGUGUGGCAUUGCCGGCCGGGAUCUGCAAGCAGUUCGCUUUCUCCAAAUGCCAUCGAAAGCACUGCGACCUGCGAGUUCAUCCACUUCGUGCAGCGCCGCCACCGCUUCCAGAUCGUCAGGCCCAAACUAGUGCAACUACAACUAGAUAUGGCCGCAAAGGGCAAGUGCGGGAAACCUGACGAAUGCACUGCGGAGAUCAAGGAUGACGACGCGGAUGAUGAAGAAGAAAAACAGCCGAGAGCCGACGGCAAAAAGGGAAAAGGCCGAAAAGGCCGAGGGGGCGGCUAAAUGCCGCAAACAGGAGAGGCGAAAAUAUAAAAUCUCCUGGCACUGCUCAUGCAGCAGUAAACCGUAGUUAACAAUAAGCACGAAGCAACUAAACCAAACAAAGGACGAAGCUGAUUGUUUAAGUAUGCGUGGCCUUGUAGCUACAGACUCUUGCCUUGAUAUGUAAAAAGUUAGACGGCUGUCGGUCUUGGCAGCUGCCCACCCGGUGCCCCGACGUUUUUUGUUUUUUGUUUCUUGUGUGCUUAGGCACACCUCCAUGCGAUGGAGCUCAUAUCUUCGAAGUCAAUCAUUCAUACCACUACGGGAGCGCAGCCAGCGGGCUGCGCCUACGCUCCCACCACAAUACGAGUGUAAGCAGAGCACUGAAAUCAAAGUAAAAAACUCAAAGCAGCGAGAACAUAACAAAACACUAAAGCCGCUUGAAAAUGCAGCACAUUGAAACGAUAGCAAAGCAUGGCGUGGGCCUUUCUCAUUGGACCUCUGCGCAUGUAGUUCCGCGGGGACUACGAGCCAUACAUGUGCGGCAUGCGAUGCCGCUAACUUGCGAGGUUAGUGUCCAGCGGCGCAGUCCCGCGGGGACAACGUGACGCCGGGGACGGAGAGACCCACUGAGAGUGAGUCAGGAGAGAAAUAAGUAUCAUAGCACUGCUUAACUAAGACUAGCGUACUACAUGUAUAUACAUAAAUAUCUAAAACUUAUAUCAACUACACUACAGCAUGGAACUGCCUUGGUGGCAGCGAGCCACAGCACAGCGCAUCGAUGCACAGCGCGCGUCAGCGACGGCGGUCGCGCUCCCCAGCGUGGGGAAGAAGCCAAAAUGCGUUAGUGCGGCGGGGAGCCAGACGAAGCUCUUCCCACUAGCGGGCGGCCCGCUCUCGGAUGCCGCUGCGCUGGUGACGUCUAGCUUUCCUCAAGGGAAUGGCUCAGCAGCCUCCCCUCUACAUCCAUCUCUGCAGCCACAGUCUCCGCUAAUAUCGGCGAUGCGAAGAUGUACAACGCGGCGGGGCCCAGGGCAAAAGCCUUCGCACGGCAGACCAACCCCAUGGAGCAACAACUACUCAGACGUAGCAAGGAGUUGAACACGCUGCAGCAGAACGCCGCCGCAUAUGAGCUGUUCCGGGAAUGGCUCCAAUACCGCUGUGUGCCUGCUAUCCCACCGUGGGAGAAGAUCAGCUUCACCCACUUGGAGCUGUAUUGUCUACAUCUAGUGGAUACUGACCAUGCCGCGUGUAGCGUCAUGAACACCAUCAAAAUGUUGGCCAAGUUCCUCGUCUCCCCGCCCUUAGAUGCGACCGGCCGCGCGCAGUUCUUGCUGGUGCCUGACGCAACAGGCAUGCAGCCCAAGGCAUUCGCCGACGCCGAAGAGGAUGCUAAGAGGGCCGUCAACAAGCAGCCAACAGGCAAAGCGCGGCCACUACUUGUUAAUAGUGUGGUGAGCGCACUCUCUGGGGACGAGAGAGCCCUGCUGGCGCUGUGGUGCGUGCUGGGUGUACGAGCUGCGACCUUGAAGAAAAUGCUUCCACGUCACAUCGUGACCACGACCAGCACGGUGCAGGUUUACAUCGCUGCCGAUAAAGUAGACGGCGUCGCUGGCCGCACGGUCACGGCGUCUUGCUGUUGCGAACAGCCAGGGAUGCGGUACUAUGUACUGUGCCCCCUACACGGUCAAGACGGAGAGCCGUUCAACUACACGGCCGGCCUGCAGCUCCACCUACUACCAGGCAUCCUCAACAAACUGGAAGUAACUGAGCACUCCGCCAGGAGAGCCGUUGCGCUGGCAGCUCGUGCCAACAUCGAGGCGGGUCGGCAGACAAACUUGACAGUGUUCAUGUAUGGCCGCGGCUGGACGUCACCGGCGACCUUCCAGGAAUACGCGGCUGAUCUCGAGGACCACAGAUCCUCCUUGCUGCUGCUGCCGCGCAUCAAUGGCAUCUGGCCCAUCGCUGCUUCCAGCCCAAACUCGUCACAUGGUUUCGUCUUCAAAGGCCGCAGACUCGAAUUCACUAAACGUGCAGCAGUUCAGAAGUACAAGAAGAGCGAAGUGACGGAAGAUGCUGCUGGAACAGGUCAAGCAGCAGCGAAAAACGCCGGCAAAACAGCUUUCCGCGUCUCCAAAGCAAAGAUGAUGGCGCGGGGGAAGCCCGCUAAGGUGCGCCUAUAAGUCAACGGCAGAUGCCUCCCAAUCAGCAGCGUGAAGAACAAAGUCGCAACGAGUGCCACACUCGGCGACUACAAGAAAAACAAGAGAGGCCGGCCGAGCAACGUCCCACCAACAAACACGGCUUCCGCCGCGUCGUCGUCAUCUGUUAGCGUCACAGCAACACAUCACCGCAGCAAGAAGUGGGAAGAACUGCCGGCCUUCUACCGCGAGCAACUCAUCAGCGGCAGACGUGAAGUCCCUAUGUGCCACCAGGAGUCAGUCCGCAAGGCACGAGUACUACGCAGCGCCGCGUGGUCGCGUCUCGUCGAACACUAUUGGGGGCGCUACGCGUCCAACACAUUUGGGGGUCGUGUCUACGAGCCUGAGUGGCUCUUAGGAUGGUGCGACCAUCCACCGACCUUCCGGAUUUGACUGCGCGGUGGUUAACCACGCGUGCGAGCUCUGCGAGCUCCAGUGGCGCGGCCACGUGGGCUACGUCUUGACGUAGCUCCCAACCCGCUGCGAGCGGGUCUUUUCAAGCCUGGUGCACGACCAGGCUCGGUUCUAGCAGCUAGUACGGAAAACGGCCUAGGCCGCCCUAGACUAUCGGGAUUGUUUUGGUUGUGGUGGUGAAGUAGUGAACAACGAGAUCAAACCUGUGGCUAUGCCACGCACUAUGUGCCAGUAAUGCGGAUGAGGCGGUGUUCUAAAGAGAGGUCGCGAAGCCUACUCUCUCUUAACCGCUGGGGCGGUGGGUGUUCAUUCUACCAGCGUUGAAAAGGUCGCGUUCAUUUUAGUGGUCGUUGAUGCGCUGGCUGGGUCACCGCUCGGUAGUGAAAUUCUUGGCCCACCACCACCCCGAACUCCACACGGACUACACAUCCUCCACAACAGCAGGCUACAUGGAGUAGACCGCCCCUCAUCGGCACCACAAAAAAAAACGCAGGCUCAACCUCCUAGUGCAGCCGUCUCGGCGCCCGACCCAAACCGGGAUCGACGCCAAGCGGCGGAAAUUAUCCACAUCGUGCAGCAUGUACUCCAGGAGGCAGCGCUCCACAGCACAUCAACAAUACCGAGCGAUACGCGUUGCAGUGUCAACCUGUCCAAGGCACAGCGUGGGGAAUGGCUGAACAGGCUGCGCGCUGAACAAACUGCGCAGCGCCAUUCCGUUCCUGGACGAACUCGAAGCUACCACGCGUAGAGCUAGCAGCGCGCUCCUAGCCACCGCCAAGCCACAUCUUCAAAAAGUGUUGGGCCUCGGCACCGACUGCGAGAGGAACCGCGUGGCGCUGCGGCACCUCAUCACGUGGCCCGGACACCAAGAUAAAAGCCUACCAGAUGACAUCUUGCGUGGGCUGCGCUGCUAUGGAGACGCGGACUCGUCGGGGGUCUGGCCUUUGGACAAAAGUGCAGCUCCACUUACUACCGAGGAAGUGCAGCGGUUUUCUCAAUGCAGCGGCCUGGGUAAAAAAGGCGAAACCCACCGCGUGGCCGGGCGAGUUAUUGGAUGGCUUGAUUGAUGAAGCGGAGAAGAUGGCUGCCGCUGGCUGGUAUGAGGAAAUCCAACCAUCACAACUCGAGAAGAUCAGGCAGAUCGUGGAUGCCGCGCAUUAUAAUAAUUUCUCUGUCCUGCUAGGGAAGGUCUCCUUGGCAGGUACUCGUAUGAUCCAAGAGGUCAUCACAUCUUUCCUAGCGCCCGUUGGUGCCGAGCACAUAGGACUGCGACUACCAGCAUCAAGCGCAUCGCGUGAAGCGUGGCAUGCUACCGAGGCCACCAGAAGACGCGUCUCCGCGUUUGACAUCCACAACAACACUAAAAAGCAGCACGAUGAUCCAUUGCCGCCGCCGCCCGUCGCCUCCGCCGACGAGGCCGCUGCUGCGGUAGUCAAGUGGAAUGAAGACCUUCGUGCGGAAGCCGGUGGCUCGCCUGGUACGCUACCACACAUGUGCUCGCGCGAUUGGAAACCCGCGCAUUUCCUUUUCGGCGUGGAGCGUCCGGAGUUCAACGCUGCAGCAUAUUUCUCAAACCUCCUAAAGCGAUGGAGGCUAUUCAGAUCCGCGUUCUUGAAUAUGGGGAACCGUCAUAGCGUCCCAGGCUUUUGCCGCGUCAGCGAGGCGGUGCGAAAAAUAGCCACAAAACUGGCACUGGUGCGCCACAUAUAUACUGAUGAUUCGUUCAUAUACUCCCCAUCCAAAGAGGGGGUCCUCCUGUCACGGCAUGUCUUCGAUCGGCUAUCGAAGCUGCUUGGUCUUCGGCUAUCGCCGAAGGCCGACGGAAACCAAUGCGCGGGGGAUGAUGGCGUCGAAUACAUCAAAGCGCUAGGGCUGAUGUACUGGCUUGAUCGGCCUCUACAGCGGGUAGUCGUGGUCUUACCUGCAGACAAGGCAGUGAAAGGCCUCAAGCUCUGCGAUGAGGUCAUAGCACAAGUCAAGGAGAAGAAGAUCAAGCAGAAGGCCGCGCGGUGCCUCCUUGGAUACGCGAACUUCUUGGUCAUACACAGCUGCCGCAGCGGCGCGGAAUUCCUCCGUGGGUUAUACCGCUGGGCGGGCGGCCAUACGUUCGCGGCCCUUGUCAAGAACAGACAGGAACGCGCGGGGCUCGCCACACUCGUGCGUGCACUACGGCGCUUGUUCUGCGACGCACCACCAAUCCUGCUGCAGCACACACCUCCGCGCCCCUACCACUGCCUCGCAGUGGACGCGUCCACGGAGACGGAUGGCGGACAAGAUGGUGGCCCUCUUCUCGGGGCACUUUUGAUUACCGCCUGCGGGACGGUGAAAGCGAUGUCCAUCGAAUUCCAGGCGCCUGAGAACGCUGGCGAAAAAGAGGCCACAAUCGAAAACCUCGAGACGCUCACGGUCGUAGCUGCGCAGCGGGCUUUCCUGCUUGAGUUUCGCGACUCAGUCAUGGUCAUGAAUGUAGAUAACACUGGACAGAUGUAUGCGCUCACUAAGGUGAGCGCAAGGAGCCGAAUAACGCAGAGGGUUGCGCCAGAGGUGGCAAUAGAGAACCGACUCAAGGGAGUUAGGGGCUGGCGCCGGUACAUUAACACUCUGUAUAACCCUGCUGAUGGCUUCAGCAGAGUUGAGUACCGCGAUGCCAGCCUCAUGCUCUGGACACCACUUGUCUAUGUGACCGAACUAAAAAUUGACUGGCGUGCGGUGCUCGUCUCGGGGGCUGCGCCUCCUCGCCCAGCGUGGGACUCGCGCCUUCGCCUGGUUGCUUCGCCGCCCGACGCGUGGGUGCAGUAUGAAGCGACCUCCGCGUUGGCGCACUGGCAUGCGAUGCCCGAUGCCACUUCUUUGCCCCCACACCGUCAUGCUAAGACCAGAAAGCGCUCUUGUUGCCCGUGUCUGAUUGACACCCACACGCAUGUCGCACCCGCGCCGCCCAAGCGUCGGGCAACUGCUGCCGCACCAGGCUCAGCCUGGGUGGCUCUUAGGAUGGUGCGACCAUCCACCGAUCAUCCGGAUUUGACUGCGCGGUGGUUAACCACGCGUGCGAGCUCUGCGAGCUCCAGUGGCGCGGCCACGUGGGCUACGUCUUGAUGUAGCUCCCAACCCGCUGCGGGCGGGUCUUUUCAAGCCUGGCGCACGACCAGGCUCGGUUCUAGCAGCUAGUGCGGAAAACGGCCUAGGCCGCCCUAGACUAUCGGGAUUGUUUUGGUUGUGGUGGUGAAGUAGUGAGCAACGAGAUCAAGCCUGUGGCUAUGCCACGCACUAUGUGCCAGCAAUGCGGAUGAGGCGGCGUUCUAAAGAGAGUAAGGCCGCUGUAGCAAAUUCGUUUUUCACGGCGUCUGUGAAUGUUGGACCACAAGACAUAGCACAGGUUGCGAAGUCUUGGCAAGUUGAAGCGUCUCGUGGAGAAACGUUGAGCGAGGCUCUUGCCUGAUGCAAUUGGGCCCACCGCCUGAAGCAAAUGGCCAAUGGCUGGCUUCAUCCCUGUGGGCACUCGUCUUGGGGUUGAGGGGAGGCCCCUGGUGCUUCUUGGGGUAUCAUGAUGGGGGGAAUUCCGUGCGCUCCUAAUAUUGGGACUCUGUUGCUAUCGUCAUCAAUUUCGUGCGAUCAUCUACGCCGACACCCAUCUGGUUCCUGCUGAAUUUAGUGGAUGGAUACGCGUCAGACCAUAGGGGAAGCUAUCACGCGGGCACGCUAUGACGGUCCUCAGCCUCAUCCGCUUCGAACGGGUCAGAACUGGCAAGGAAGUACGGGCACACAUGGCUACAGCUAUGACCAUGGGCGCGCUGCCUCUGCUAUCUGAAAACGCUGCAGGCCUUUGCCUUUGCUUGUUGAUCGCUGGCUUUGGAACUAUAUACACUCAGGCCCUUGGGCUUGUUCCGUGGGGUCUUUUGUUGCGGCCAGGAGGGCGCCAAAGUUAGGGCAUGCUCAGGGGAGUGCAAUGGCUACGGCUUUGGGUAAUGUGCUUCACCAUCCUCCGCGAUGUCGCCCCUGUCUUGUGACUAGGUAGCGCCAAUUUGCACAAGCACAGGACAAAAGUGAGAAGGCCAAGCGAUUGCCUUUUGCUGUUGUUAUUUUAUGAAGAUCCCUCCGGCUUAAUGCAUUCCAUCCGACUAGGCUAACUAGAUCGCGGCCGUCUGUUUUCUAUCAUUGUUAGCAAUGUCCACCGACUGAAUACCGACCAAACAUUUACACCACUAGAAUGGACACACUGGAAACCACUACCACACGCAUGCAAUUCAGGGAAAUUACUCGGGUCACGAUUACCAGCCUGCGGGUGAGAAAGGUGACACGACUACCACUAGGAUACGCAUGAAGAUGGUGACUACUACUAGGAUGAUGAUGAUGAUGAUGAAACUACUCGGGGAACCUGGGAACCGUUGGGACCUUGGUGCGGUUUGUCAUUCUGGUGGGGAUCUUCAUACCAUGGGAGGAACAUACGAAGGACCAGGAACAUAGGCGGGAACGACUGAAAUCAGAACCAGCAGCAUAGGGAUUCAAGUGGAUCCUUAUGGUGAUCCUUCACAAACUCGACCUGGGUCUAUCUUGCUUACAUUCCCCCUUUCAAAGUAAGGACCACCACACAAAACUACACGCGCCAAGUGUUACACACGACUCCCGAUCACAACUUCGAGAAAGUGACAAAAUGCGCUCUGGCUACGGACCUCAAUUUUUCGUCGUCUUGCGCACGAAAUAGCUGUAGAUAUUUGACACUACUCAGACCUUUCGCGAGAGGGUCUGCUCGGUUCAAGUCCGUUGGACAAUAACGCAGGGUCUUGGCAUGGUCGCGGACUGCGUGACACCGAAGAUCGAUGUGCUUCGAUCGCUUCGCCGUUACUGUAGACUUAAUGAGACCUAGAGCAGACUCACUAUCCACAAAUACAAGGGGGGCACCUCCUGAGCCUUCUGUCUCUAGAUACCAAUCAAGAAAGCCUUGGGCCGUGCGCAUCUUGAUAGUGUCACAUGCAGCGACAUACUCAGCCUCACAAGUGCUAUGUGCUCUGACUGUUUGUCGUUUGACGGACCACGCUGCGGGAACUCCGCGAAAGUGCAAGGCGCUACCACUGGUUGACUUCAGGGCUACUGUACAACCAGCAAAGUCAGAAUCGCUGAACGCAACUGACUUACCUACCUCUUUACCAGCUUCCGCCGCUACCUUUCUGUAUACUUUGUUGAAAGAAACCAAGUCUCGACCUCGGGGGAGUAUUCGAGGCCUACGCCUUUUGUACCUUUUAAGUAUUGAGGAAUGCGCUUUGCUCUCUUCUUUGUGUUCUCAGUGGGGUUAGCCACUUCACGGGCCACGCGUUGUGCUGGGAAUACUAUGCCCACUCUACACAGGGUUGCGAUAUACAUCAAACCUCCGACCAGACUACGCAACGGGAAGUCGCCAGUCGUAGGGGUAUCGGAUUCAUUUCAGGACUGUACAACACGGGCGAGGACACAGCUCGACGCUCGGCAAUGUUGAAUCUUCGCAAUAGACGACCGACUGCCUCACGCGUGUGAAUCUUGCACCACCGUCGGGAAGGGUUGUACUCUAAUACUGCUCCCAACAUGUCCCAAACUUUAGCGCCGUCGCCUUUUACAUCGGGACCGAUCACCUUACCGGGCUACUUAGCGAGAACGUUACCCAUUUCACUUGGCUCACUUCUCACAAUUUCAACAGACGCACCACUGAUUACGCUGUCGCCAACAUAGACGCUCACUGUGAGGACACUGCCGCAGACUUCUUCUCGAAAUAGGCCGGGUGCACGGGGACACAUCUCCCAGCCGUCGACGCUUUCUGCCGAUUACCUAACGCAACAAGUCGGGCUUUAUACCUACCACACCUCUUACGAGUAUAGAUGACCACACUAGGCGCGACGUCAUCUCCUGGCUGACGCUCUCCUUCUUCUAACGGUCGCCAGCACUUCAUCGCCUCGAGUGCUAGGCGCUCCCUGUCGUCUGCUUCCAACCAUUUGACGGCGUCGGGACCUUCGUGGGCCUCGGACUUUGUCGCCGUUACUGUGUACAAGUAGGACUCUUCCUCUGUUUCGUCAGAGUACUUUUGGCACAUUUCUGGCACAUCUUUACCAAUGUCAGGCAGAUUGCUUCGCAUUUCGUCUAUAUCGUCUACUGUCUGAGCAUAGGCGAAGCUAUCUGCUGCCAACAUAUACGACAAGAGGGCGCCUGCUCUACAAAAUGAUGCUACAAAAGUCGGCUUGGGGCCAGGCUUCUUCCCCCAUGGUUUUGCUUUGCAACCUUUUGGACGACCGCGCUUACGCUUCGUAACACUCACCAGGGGGGGAGCCCGCAGGAUUUCUUCUUGCUGAUCGUUGCUACUACUAGCGGGAAAAGGGGAGGACGGAUUAUUUACUUCGGGGGGUACUGACGAAUCUGACUUACCAUCCACCGCACCCACCUGGGGAGGAUCCGCUGGGGGAUCACCGUCGGCGAUAUUAUCACCUGCUGACUGUUCAGGCGCACCCCCGUCACCCUUGUCACCAGGAGCCACACUAUCCAGGUGAUCAGAUCCGGUAGGAGCCACACUAGGAUCGUCAGGCACCCGAGGAGCAACACCAGGAACACCUUCAGGGGAUAUAUUUACUUCUUCAAGCUGCUUGUAGUCAGGAUACUUUACGAAUACUCAUCCCUUAUCGGGUUCUAGGUCGUCGAUGUUGGAAAUCAAGACAAACUCACCAAAUCGAGCGGCUCUGCUUUCAAUGGCGGAAAACUUCACGCCGAGGGCUGUUCGAUUAUCCUCCCCCCAGACACCUACCAAGAAACACGAAUUGCGCGAAUAUCCUAGAAAUGUACCACGCUCGGCUCUGGGGGCCAACUUGCUCGAAGUAGCUACGUGAAUCUUUGCAAAGCACAAACACCCAAGAUGACGGAAGUGCUUCGUAGAAGGCUGCCUGCCGUAACGUUUUUCAAAGACGCUCAGUCCGUCCCUUCUAGGUAGUCUUUGAUAAACGUGAGGCGCGUAGGGUAGUCUUCUGCACACCAAGACCAGACUCCGUUGUCGACUCCGAUGAGGUUUGUACGGAUCGCGUUUUGCGAAGUUUGACUCCAUCUUUCUGCGAUGCCAUUACCACGCCACGGGGUGUAUACUGCACUAUACUCGGCGCGAAUUGAUGGGGCUUCCUUGCUUUGCACAAAACAGACGCCAGCGAGAUCCUUCACCCUUGAAAGCAGGCUCGUGGUCACUACGAACGGCUUCCGUCUGUUUGUUGUCUCUGGUCCACCGUCGGAGACCAAGACGACGCUCGUCUUUAGCUUUCAGUGCGUAGCUAUCUGGCCAACCUAGAUGCUGCUCUAUCAUAGACAGACGCCAGAUCUCCCCAGUAACAGCACGGGGAUACUGUCCUGUAAAGUCGCAGUCUAAUUUCUCACUGAGUUUGGUCGCCACCGUAUGAGCAGGCCGCUCACCAGCGCCAGAAGCCCUAACUUUUGACAUGUUCGCUGCACUCGUGACGGUUGUCGACUACUGGACUUGGGGCGAAAAGAUGUCCACACUGCUGAUGGGCCCUAAGCUUAGCCGCAGUGGAGAGUGAAGCCGGAGCCCCCUCCUGAACCUUAGCUGGGCUAGCCGAAGUUGACUCUGUCUUCUUGUAGAAGUCAACGUCUACCACAGGUAGACCUGUUUGGGUUUCGUUGAUGUAUACGGGAACACACCAACCAGAAGCCUUAUGCAGGGUAUGCGACUCUGGUUUAUCGAGAGCGACACUGUAACCGUCUUCGUUUAGUGCGUCAGCACUGACUAGCAUCUGAGUAAGCUCCGGGCGGAAAAGGCCAACCGUGAGCCCCAAGGAAUUCUCUUUGAAGAUACCGCUCACGGCGGGGCGUGAAGGUGCUCUGUCCGCCACAUUUAGACUGGCGCGCUGUGUGCGGUGCACACACCUAAAAAGACUUUCGUCGCCACUCAUGUGGUGCGAAGCACCACUGUCACAAACACAGGGGGCCACAGUGUUUACUUUCCUUGUCUUGGAAACACCACCAAGAAAACAACUGCCAUCAUCUUCGUCGUCAUUGCCUUCACCGUCGUCGUUGCUCUUACUAUCUAUGUAUCUCACCACUUAAAUGCAGGCGAUAAUCUUUGCUCUUUGAAAACAGUGCGGAAUCUCCUUUGUUUUGUUGUUGUUGUUUUUCUUCUUUACCAUCGUCCUGAAUAUGCAGGAUCGACGUGUACGCUGCUGCUGCUGUUAGUUUCGUUCGUGACAACUCAACAGCAGCGCCGUCCGCCUUCUUUUCUUCUGAAGUGGAUGCCCAGUCACCUUCUUGGGUGCCGCUGAAAACCGAGCACAAACCCGCUACGUUUCUUUGUUCUUGUUCUGGUUGCAAGUUGCUUAAGUUGCUUCCUUUAUGGUCUGAAUGCAAACUACUUACUUUGCUUUCUUGUUGCAAAUACUUACUUGCGGCCUUUUGUUGUUCUUUGGAUGCAGGAUGAUACUCAUCCAAAUGCAAGCUAAGACGAGCUCUCUUCUUCAGAGCAGCUUUUUCUUCAUGGUGCUCUGUGUCUUCUUCUUCUUCCUCCUCUUUGCUUUGCUGGUCUUCUCCUCUUUGGCCUUCUUGUUCAGCACUGCCUAAAGCAGCAUCUUUACCAAGAUUCUCGCCUUGUUCUACCAGGAAAGAAGUUGCCCACUUCUUUCCCCCCGCCUGGGGACAUGCUGCGCGCGUGUGCCCCUUCUUGCCACACAGGUGACAGGCUCGCUGUGCUGGUUCUACCCAUCCUCCGGUGGAUGUGUUGCCGUCUUUGCCGUGCUUUCCUUUACCUUUGCCUUUGCCUUUCUUCUUUUCAAAGGGCUUACGUACCUGCCAAGGGUUACCACCGGAAAGCAAAGCGUUCGCGUUUUGCUUCUGCGUCUGAGUAUUGAUAGCGCCACGCGCCAGCCUUUUCAACUCAGCCCUUGACACAAAAGCGCCGCCGGCUUCUUCUUGUUGGACCUUCUUGCUGUUGGUCGUUGUGCCGGCGGGUGACAUAUUUACGUGGCCGCCGUCUUCGCCCUGCAGCCGGAAAUGCUCAUCAUACUCACGAGCGUAGGUUCUUAGUUCUUCUGUUCUUUUCGGUCCACCAAUAACAUGAGGGAUCAUUUGAGAGGACAGAGGAUCUCCUAGGCGGUAGAAGAUCCCGAAGCGUAGAAGUUCCUUCUUGAGCAUCUACUUUACCACCGAGCUCAUCGCGCGAGAUGGCCUCCUUCCUGUCGAUGAAUGCGUCGACUGUCUCUUCCGGUUGCUUCGCCGAGUCUACCAAAGAUUCAAUGCUGCUCAUGCGUGCUUGUUCUGUUGCCUCGGUGCAACGCUUACGCAGUUUCUUCAGCUUUGCCAUAAGCGUGCGGCUUUCGCCUGCGUUGGUGGUAGUAACAGCUUGCAACUGUUUACCUCGAGCGGCGCCUGGAAGACCCAUUUCGAGUCUGCGUAGCGUGUUGCUUUCGUUUAAGCUCCACUCUACUUCUGUGCCGGCCAGGUCCUGCUGGAUCUUGGUCGAAAGGGUGUCCGGGCCGUGGGCGUCCGCCACCGUUAACACAUGCUCCAACCAAGCGCGCCGCUUUCCCUUCUGCGUAAUCUCGGGCAGAACAAUUGGCCUAGGGGGCGCCAUUGUUUCGGUACUUGGUGGGGCUGGCGGCUCUCCUCCACCUGUUUCGUCUCCUGCCAUUCUUCAGACUGUUGAACGAGUGCGAAAGUUUUAGCUGCCUAGUACUGCUGUCCUACUACUGCAAACAUACAAAGGCGAAAAAGGAGGGCACUAGUAGAAUGCUAGCAAUGUCCACCGACUGAAUACCGACCAAACAUUUACACCACUAGAAUGAACACACUGGAAACCACUAUCACACGCAUGCAAGCCCGGGAAAUUACUCGGGUCACUAUUACCAGCCUGCGGGUGAGAAAGAUGACACGUCUACCACUAGGAUACGCAUGAAGUUGGUGACUUCUACUAGGAUGAUGAUGAUGAUGAUGAUGAUGAUGAUGAUGAAACUACUCGGGGAACCUGGGAACCUGGGAACCGUUGGGACCUUGGUGCGGUUUGUCAUUCUGGUGGGGAUCUUCAUACCAUGGGAGGAACAUACGAAGGACCAGGAACAUAGGCGGGAACGACUGAAAUCAGAACCAGCAGCAUAGGGAUUCAAGUGGGUCCUUAUGGUGAUUCUUCACAGACUCGGCCUGGGUCUAUCUUGCCUACAGUCAUCCAAGUAGCCACUUACUUUACUCGCUAAAGGCCUGAAGGAUCUUAGAAGUUUGACCUUAGUGGCCUUGAUGCUGAUGGUGGUGCUGCUGAUCUUGGUGCUGCUGUCGUGUUGGUCUUCUUGCUCUUGUUGUUUCUUUGGUCAGUCAUGACGCUCCUGGGUCGUUACGCUGUUGACCUCAGUACCGGCAGGGUGGUCCUGAUGCUCGUGCUUAAGGUGAUUCAUAGUCUGGAGACCGACGCCCCCCCCCUUCAGACGUAGGCUGAACGAUGCGCAGCCGGUUAGAGGUAACGCCCUCCACCAAAAUGAAGCGACCGAACAGAAAGAGAGGGGAGCAAAACAACCCGGCAAGGGCUAGCGCUCUACCUUUUGCAAAAAGAGACUCCCCGGAAAUGAAUCCCCGAAAGCUGCCGAAGGUUUCCGCGGGUUCACUCAGUUGGUUCGCGAAUUUCGCGACGGUUGACACAAAGAAACAGCGAGCGCAACCACAGGGGUGGCCGCUUGCUCUUCUUCCUCUUUAUUUACUCUCGUCGCGCGUGGCCCGCCGCUCGCUCCAUGUGUCUCGCCGCUUACUUCUUUCACUUAUUGGGCCACUGGCAUAGCCUGGCCUCCCCUGCUUCUGUCAGUCUCUGCUUGGCAAGCGGGCAGGCUGCACGCGUGUGAGCGCUGGCCUGACAGGCGGCGCACGUCUAUCAGCCGGCUGACAAAAGUGGCCGCCUAGGCUAGCGUGCUGGCCCGCCUUGCUGCUGCUUUCUUAGAAGCUUCAAGCAGGGGGGACGCGUGGGUAGCUCAGUGUCUUCCCACGUAGCUGCCUGCCGGUGCACGUAGCUGGCCCCCCCGCUGGGUAACUCUUGGCAGAUCGAGCCGCUUGCUUUUUUAUCUCGGGGCCGUUGCUUGGCCUGCUCGCUAUGUCCAGUCUUUGCGGGUCGUCUGGGUGUUGUGUGUAUGGGUCUGUGCGUCAGUGUGUCCAGCUGUCUAGCAUAUUUCUGGAGCAUGUCAUGGCUGUGCACAUCUAUGAAGCAAGGCAAAGGCGUGGCUUGUAAGUUAGUAUGUCUCACUCUGUGCGUGUACACUAUGCACCGGCCAACUUUGCGGCGUCGGUCUGUGUGGGUGUAUGCAUCCACGUGCUGCAUCUGCGUAGGUGUCGGCCUCUUCAUGGGUAAGCCUGUGGCUAUUCAUGUGCCACGGCGUGGGUGCUGUUAACUAGUGGACGACAGGUCGGCAGAAUCUGUCGCGCCGUAGCUUGCUAGAUUGAUGACGGGCCCGGCUGUCUGCGAGAGCGGUUAGGCACGUCCUCCCAUGCCCAUAGAUUUGCGCAUAUCUUCGCUGCGGCACUUCUCAAAGCUAGCGCAGGCUUGCGAGAUGAGUUUGCCCACGUGUCUGGAUUUCUCAGAGUGCGCUUAGGUGAGCUGAGGGCGUGGCUAUUUAUUAUUGGGGUCAUAUUGAUUGUGACUUGUCGGCAGGUUUGACAAGGGCCCGCCGUCUUUCCGUUAGUUUCUGAGAGUAUUCAUUUUCUGCACUCUGUUACAGAGCAGCUUAUAGCACGCAUGGCGCAUGGGGUGCGUGGAGCACUUGCGCCAUUCCCAGGCUUGGGCCCUUAUGCCUUCUUUUUUGUAGCUUGCGCGCGGGCGCUUUAUAAAGCACAACCAAGGCCAAGGGAGCGAAGGACUCGCCUCUUUGUUGUUUUUGUUUGGUGUCAGUGUCGCUGUGGCGUGUGGUGUCGUCUAGUCGCUGGCGAUCUCUCCUUUUUUUCUUCGGAUGUGUCCUGUGCCCAAUGAUAUGAGUCCACUCUGGGGGUGAGAGCGAGUGGCCCCGUCUGCUUUAUAGGGCGGCGCGUCCAGCCUUGCUUGGGGUGAGUAGACUAGAGAACGAAAGCAUUCCAUUAGGUGGAAGUGGGGGCUGGAAGUGGGUCAUCGCGAUCGCACUAGUUUCGUCGCCUUUACUUAGAUGCCGCGAGUAACUAGAUGACCAAGCAGGUGGCUGAGUAGAAUGGGAUGAGUUUCGAGCCCCAGACGGUUACUCGCUCCUGUCUCAAGGGUGCACUGCGAAGAAAAUCAAGGACCAGAGACACGGCUCGCAGUGUCGUACGCUCCUGCUGAGGUUUCGCGGAGUCUCAUAAAGCCGCGCCCGAAGGGCGCCGCGUAAAAAAUUAGGGUGGGCAACUCGAGCAACUCGACCCGAUACGGGUCAAAAAGUGCCUUACUCUAUUCUAGAUGUUUGUACCUUAAAAAUUCCAGACUUUUUGAUGAAGCAAAGAAACAAAUAGCGCGGCCGCGGAGAAAAGAAAAGCUGUGACUGAGUGCGCCCGACUCAGUGAUGCGCCUUAGCGCUGAUGCCUCUCACUCUCAACAGAAAGCUCACAAGAUAGAACAACAGGUAGCAGAGCGAAAGUACAUUCAGCAUACUGCGCAAGCAACAAGCAUAAAGACAAGCCUGCGGGUUUGGAAAUGCGUCAGGGUUCAUCGGUUGACUGUUGCAAGACGGAGGCUUGUGCAUCGGCGACCCGGAUAUAAGUCGCCCUUUUUGUUCGGGUCGGUUAUACAGUGACUUGAGUGCAGGUUUGCAGGCUUGCUUUUACUUAUUAUAUUUCGGACGCAUUGAGGGUCCAUCAAAUUGAGAAACUCACACGCUCAGAAGCUCAUAAACUUCGAAGGCCAUAAACUCAGAAGUUCAGAAGUCUAGAAGUUCCUAGGCUCCUAGGUUCAUGGGUUCAUGAGCCUAAGUGCCUGGGGUUCGGGUGCUUGGGGGUUCGGGUGUGUGAGGUUGAUAGUGUGGCGGAGUCGUUGUUACUUUUAUUUAUUUAGCGCUUUUUAUGGUGUUAAGGUGAGUUGCUUAAGUAGUUUAGCUAGUCUACCUCGUAUGAGCGUAUGGGCCCUUAACUACUCUGCUUCUCCAAUACGUUCCGGCGUGAAAACAAACAGGAGAGCACUGUAAACGCUUCCGGUUCGAGAUAUAUUUAGCUCUUGGUCUCGUGGUAUUAGCUAUCAUACUACUAGCAAGGCAUUGCUUGUCCUCAGUGUCAAUCAGUCAGGGAUCUAGUCCCUUCACAAUUUUUAUUAUCCACCCGCGUGAUCUCUGUGUGCCGCGCAGUAGCCGGGCACAUGACUCCGCGAGCUUUACGCUAGGCUGGUUCUGGGCGUGGCUCGCCCUUGCCGGUGGGGUGUUGCUGGUCUCCUCUCGCACUUGUUGCGAAUGCCGCCACACAUUCAUACUUCGAGCGACUUCUUUUCCUCUGUGGCGAUGGCUUUGCCACUAUGCUGCUUAGGCCUGCCGGUCUUUACUUUUACCUGGCGAAAAAUCAGGGUUCUCGAAACAAGACCGUGAGUGAAAUAACCUCCAACUGCGAACGGGCUUAAGGCUAGGCUGUGGCGUCUCCUCUUUUCGGUGUUCUUCUUUGGGGCGGGUUCUUGUACAAACCAAGCGCACGUGCUUGGCGUGUGUAGCUUGGGGCGGGUUAUUGUACAAACCAAACUACAGUCGGGCUAAUUGAGGGGUUGCGGCCUUUGUGGGGUUUAUAUGGUGUUAAGGUGAAUUGCUUAAGUAGGUUAGCUAGUCUAUCUCGUAUGAGCGUAUGGGCCCUUAACUACUCUGCUGCUGCAAUGCGUUCCCGUGACGGUGUAAAAACAAUCAGGAGAGCACUGUAGGCGUCUCCGGUUCGAGAUAUGUUUAGCUCUUGGCCUCGUGAUGUUAGCUGCCAUACUGGUAGCAAGGCUAUGCCUUGUCCCCAAUCAUUCAGAAAUCUAGUCCCUUCACAAUUAUUUAGCCCUUUAAUAUAUAGGCUUACAAUUUUCAGGGAUGAGGUGGAAAGAUGAAUAUUGAAUACCGUUAAGGCUAUCGAGGCUGGUGCGCAGGAGGAUCGUCGAAGGCUGAAUGAAAAAGUGGACCAAUUGGGCCUUUCAGUAAAAGCGCUACAGGAACAACUGCAGGAGUUGUCGACCAGGGUGGCUGCGGCUGCGGACCGCACGAGCGCGCAGGGCGCGCAGAGAGAUGACACCAGCAGACGGCUAGAGGAGUUGGAAGACGAGCUAAGAGAAGCACUACGAAAACUACCAGUAGAUGAUCUUCUUGAAGAUGAGCCGGCUAGUAAGAGGGUGGAAGGUCAUCCAGAUCCACAUCAGGAUCAGCAUCAGCUAGAAGUACGGGCCGCAUCGCAAGAGACGCAAGAUCAACUACGACAGAGGGGACAGCAGAGCAACGCCAACGUCGAUGUGAUACCAGAUUCUUCUUCUACUUCUCGAUCAGCGGAGAUCCACAUCAUCCCUUCGCCGAUGUCUAGCACGCCUUCAUUUAUCGGUUAUUCGACACUGAAAGGGCAAAUAAACGCUCAACCUCUGCAAAUAUACGUAGGGGUGGGACUAAGUGAGGUUCCACCUGCACGCGACUAUUUCAUCAAGUUCAAAGUGGAAGGUCAGAGCAGCGAACAAACAGUGUGGCCUUUGACGGAACAACUCGCGCUUCUCAAAGAUAAGGCGGUUUUGGAGAAAUUGUGCCGCCAUCAUUUCGUCGACGACGAACAAGGUACAACAAGCAAGAAAUUUGGCGUAGCCUCCAAGCAAGAGUUUGAGAAACAGAUUCAGAAAGGUGACGAGAGUAGUCCGGUUUUUCGCCACGUCAGAGUAUCAGCUUUCAGCGAAAGACUAAAUAACCACCCAGGCGCACUCUCGUAUGAUCAUGGCAUCGAUGACGAUGCGGUGAGGGAUCUCGCGCAUUUACUUGGAAGAACAUCUCUAGCUGUUGAGUUCGUAGUAGAGUGUCAAGCUGAGUCGUCCGCGACCUUGUCGUCUGGGUCCAAGACGUAUGAGCGCUACAGCUCGUUCUAUGUCAAAUUUCAGAGGAAGGAUCUUUAAAUUUUCUCUGGGACUUUCGUACGAUCGGAAGAUACCGAUUCAAUUUCGAUAUUAUAGAUUGUGAAACACCGUGUCCAAGUUCAAGGCGAUCAGUGCCAUUAGAACAGUGAUGAGCACGUUCGAAGAUCUUACAACUUUUCCAGUGUAACAUCUCUGUUCUGCUAUUUUUGAGACGAAAAGGCGAGCGUGAUGGUCCUCUUGGUUCGUCCAUUGAAAUGGAUGCGAGAAAACUUGCACAGCUCCAUCGGUGUUCAAGAGAACUAUGGAAAACAAGGAGAACAAUACUUGCCCCCGAGAGAGAAGAAGAAUAAAUGAGGCAGAGGCCAAAAUGUGACAAAUUGUGUAUAAUCAGAAAAAGUGCAGUAUUCAAGUUCUUAUCAACAAGAAGAAGAACAAGGACGUGCCUGUAGAUGAAGGGAUUUAGUAUCAGUGAAUACAACAUAUUUUCAGGAAAAUAAAGCUACAUUGAUCGAGAUCUUGCUCCAAAUAUCCUUACUUUUCCUUGAGGUCUUCUAAAGAUGUCGUCUUCGUUCUCGUCUAGUAAUAACGCAACUUCUGGUUCUGCUAGCUGCCGCAGGGAAGAGAAAAUUAUGGUCCGCUUCUUCCUUUUGGCUCGUGAGACACGGGAUGUGCUCUCCGAGAUCCAGGAUGGACACGCAUCUGCACUGGCGGUCGAAGCUGCGCGACUUGAGGAGCUGCGGAGUGAGAAAGAAGGACGACGCACGACGUCUCACGCGAAAAGAUGCUCUUCCGGAGAAGAUGAAGAAGUGGGUUCGAUCGUGCAAGAUGGCAACUACACGUCUGCUGAAAAGAGAUACACGGGUGGUGGGGAAACACGGGUUUCGUUUAGUGUUUCGUCUCUUGCUGCAGGACGUGAUGAUGGCUUGUCCUUGGAGCAGAAUGAAAAACUACAGCUGUAUACUAGUUCUUCUAUUGAAGAAGAAGAUAUAAACAUCGAUCUGCUUGUUCGCGACGGUUUCGCGAAUAAGCUCGAAGACGAUGUUGGAGAAGCGACCACCAACGAGAAAGACAGGAUGCUUUUGGCAUCUGGCGAUCCAGAGUUGAUAGUAGUUCUAGAACGCGAGCUUGAAGCUUGGAUGCAACAAUUUGUUGGGUUUUGGUGGAGCAGAGGCUGGAACAGACAGUCCAUGUCCAACUAGGAAGAUAGGAAAGUCCUCAGAAGAUGGUUAUGUGGGUGAUGGCGGUGGUCGUUCAUCAACUGCAGGACAUCUUUUGAGCAGCAACACAGCUUCGAAUUCAAUCGGUGGCUUGCUCGGUGCAUCUUCAUCUUCAGCUACGAAUAGUGUCAAGGACCACAUGAAGGCGGGAACGAGCAGUAGUUUAAGGGUACCGUCAACCCAUUCCCCACAGCAUCUUUUAGCCAGUUUCUACUUGAAAAGAACUGAAAGAUGUUCUAAAAGUCGGGCUGUUGGUGCCUCUAAGUAGUAGUACUAGUACUAAAAGGACUAAAAACCUCCUCUCUAACAGCAGCAAUACGAAAAAAAUCGAUCCUCGCAUGGAAGAGUUAUCGCGGACAUUCCACCAGGUCAAAUCGCAUUGAAAGCAGGCGUACAAUUAAGCCAGGUGAAGAACGUGUGCAUUUUGGGUAGCCAUAGUUCAUCAACGCAGUACCCAGACGUCUGCCAUGGGACGAUCAAUGGAGUUCCGGUACUUACAUCUAUGUAAAUGAUCUUCUAGUAGAAUAAUCUUCUAAUAUGAGUUCUCGUUAGAAAAUGAAAGUUGCACUCCAUGUACGAGUAGCAAGCUUGUUCAACCUCCAGCUUCAAUUGCCUCCAUUUUGACAUCAAUCACCAAGUUGUGCACCAUCUAUAAUUCGUUAUCUCCUCAUGAUCUUCAAUCCGCAACCUCAUCAUUUUCGCACUUCCACUUAGUGAAUGCAUUAUCCAAAACGCACACUACACCUAUUAGCUUGAGUCCGCGCUCGCGAAGGACAUUGCUUGGCUGAGGGGGGAUUUCAUUUCUAUGAUCCAGACGCGUGGUGCGGCCAUUAUCAACGCGCGGAGGGCGUCUAGCGCACUUUCAGCAGCAAGGGGGAUCUCGAACCACAUGCACGAUUGGAUCUGCGGAACGGACGUAGCUGGAGAGUUCGUCUCCAUGGCUGUGUUCACCGACGGAUCGGAUGGGUAGUUGUGGUUCUACUGUUCUGCUAGAACUAGAAGUUCCCUCCAGCACACUUACUUUCUUACGUACUUCUACAACUGAAUAUUAGAGUAAUAGCAUUCAACUCGUCCCUCAUCAAACCUACGACCACCAAACACAGAUACGGCGUCGACAAGGGUCUGAUCUAUUCCUUUCCGGUGAUGUGCAAAGGAAAGGGCGAGUACGAGAUUGUCAAGGGAUUGCCAUUUGAUGAUUUCUCAAGGCAGAAGAUGAAGGCAACGGAACAGGAGCUCAUCGAAGAACGCACUUUGGCGUUCUCGCUCGUCGGUUAAGAUACGUUUAGUACGGUCUGCUGCUAGUCUGCUGCUUCCCUCCUGAUAAUGGGUGGUGUGGGAGAUUGAUAUAAGUAGAUACAUCGUUCGCUUAAAAAUGAAUUUAAAUUUAUAGCUCUAGUUUUAGUGUAGUUAUAGAUUGAGAUGAAGUAGACGAUCUACUACUGCUGUUACACUACUAGAUCAGGAGUUCCAGUUCAAGUUUUCUACAGGUUGAUGAAAAAGUCAGAUGUUAUUCUUCAUGUUCUUUAGAGUUUUAACAUCAAGUUCAAGGUCAAGCCAUAGGUUCUAGUGUAAAAAAUUCAAAAAAAACGCUAUACCAAUUUCAGAUUGCUGGGUGAUCUGGUGCGUGCUUCCGAAUAGUUGUAGAGGUAGCACUAUAACUAAAUGUCAUCAUGUACAACUCAUACUAGGAGAAGUCUGAAUCUCCGAUGAAUGUGACUGCAAUUCGCGGUCACUUUUUUAGACCUCUGCCAACCCUUUCAAGAAAACAAGAGAUUCUUCAUUUUUUCGCUCCUAGCUUCCUUCCCUAUUGAUGAUUAAUGAUGAAGCACCAAAGAACCCACUUCAUUUUCCAAAUUAAGCAAGGUCCCCUUUUCCAAACAUUCUGAAACGUUCUAUGACAUAGUUUUGUCUUAUCGUCAUCUAGUUUCACCUUUCCCCUCAGAGUGUUCGAGUAGAAAAUGCUCAGGGGAACGAACUUCUGGUCACAACUACGCAAUAAUUUGAUGAACCAGCCACUAAGAUGGAGAAGAACUCGCUACGCAAUAGUCAUCACUUCUAGGAAGAACCGAGGACACAGCCACACACUAGUACCCGCUGCACUAGUAUUCUCCUUGCUUCACCAGAAGUUGAACUUGAAAUUCAUCAACAUAGACAAUAAUUUUUAUUUUCGCUCAAGAUAUAAUUCAUUGUUUGUUGCUUGUUUUGAUGCGCUCCGGGCGACGCGUACGAUCCCGCCGGAUUUCUUUGCGCUCUGUGUGUGUAGUGCUAUGGUUGUCAUUGUGGUCGACUAUGGUAUGUCCGGUCGCCACAGUCCCCGCCAGCUGCGGCUUUUGUGGCAUGCCGGGCGCGGUGUGCUGCAGGCGGCGGCGACUGCGCGUAGGUAGCGCCUGGCGGUGAGGCGCGACCGGGUUUGGUUGACGUUGUUGCGGCCUGCGUGCACUGUUCUUCGCGUACUCGUUUCGUCUUCGUUCUUUUUGUCUUCGCGUGUUUCCUUUCUUGUCUCCUCCCUGCUCGUUCUUUGUUCGCCACCACCUAUCUCGGCCCCCGUCCUAUCGUAGCCGGCAGCGAUGGGUUUACCACAGCGGCCGCUACUCGUUUACCCUUGUCUCCACUGGAGGCGUGGCGGCUGCGCCCGCAAGGACGCACCGCCGAAGCUGUUCGCGAAGUCGCGGAGGUAUGGGAUGAGCCGCUUCGGGUUCGACGCAGCCGCCCCAGCAUUCGCUGGAACCCCGUGGGCCUCUACUAGAGCCUGGAGCGCGGGGGACUCUGGUAGGUGCUGCGUGCUUGCCGCACGGCCAGGGCAAAACGGGCAGCCAACGUCCUCCCCGGUGACUCCGCUCGCCAAGCGUCCCAGCCUGCCUGAAGGCAUAGCGUCGCCGCUCGUCUUCCCGCGAGCACGUUACGCCUCGCAGGAGGUCCUUGCCGCAGCUGCCUGUGUCUGUUACGGUCUUGGCCGUCUUGCUCCUUGUGCGUGCUGCUCCGCUUAUCUGGCGCAACUUGGCCACGCGAGGCGCCCUCGCUGCCUCGGUGCGGUAUUGCCUGUGGCCGAUCGCUUGUCCCGUCUCUCUCUGCGGGGAAGUCCGAAGGGCUUGCUACUCCGGCUAGUUGGUCAGCGAUCUCGUUGCCGGUGGCGCCUGAGUGCCCGCGGGUGAGUCCCAGCUCUAGUCUGCCCGCUGGUCCGAGUCCUGCCAGGGCAGCGCGAAGAGCCGAGUACAGGGCUGCGUCGUUGUCGUUCCUAAGCGCUGGGUUUAGGAUCGCGCGCAAGUUGGGCUGGCUAUCGGUUAUGACGGCGACCCUUUGGCCAGGGGUAGCCUUGGCGCCUAUUCCCCACAACGUCGCCUCGAUUGGCGAUCCCUCCACAUCGAAGCAAGGAGUCACACAGCGGCCCGCAGUCCCAGGCGGGGCCGAAGUAUCCAGCGCUACUGUACCAGAAAGCCGCCGCACCACCUCGAAAAUCGGAGACCGGCCCGUCCGUGUAGACCGUCGCGCCUGCUUUGUUUGCUCAAAGCGUCGACGAGUGCGGGGCGGGGCGCCACCUGCUGCGCUUGGCUCGACGAUGAGGCGCCCGCCCUCCUGCGCCACGUGUACGCUAGAACAGCCGCCACCCGCAUGCGCGGCAACCGCUGGCGGCGCGGUCGACUUUGCUGCAUGCGAUGCUCCGCACUGGGUGAUCUUUCUCCCGGUCUGGAUCCAUCCGACCCCGGGGCGCCUGUCUACUACUAGAUAUAAUUCAUCUAAUGUUAAAGAUAGCAUGAAAAGCACUUUCUUACGCGACUUUUUCUCAUAGCUUUUUACAUGUUUGCAUUUUACUUGUGGUAUUCCCAUGAUUCGCUUUCGCGCAGACGCCAAUUGAUUGAUUGACGCCACGCCAUAUUGAAGAACCGAGAUUUUGAGAACGCAAACAAUCAAUGAAAGCACGCAAGAUAUAGGCAUAGGAGAAAAUGAACUGCCUCCGAAGUCUGUCAGCCAGUUUCAAUAAAGACCAAAAGAAUGGACGAGGAGUCAUGGUUUACUAGGUCUGGCACCUCCUGUGUUUCGUUGUAGUUGAGACUGAGGCGAAAAUGGGUUUGCUUGCUUGCGUUGAGUUGAAAAAGGACAGUUGAAAGACGGUCAAAAAUUGUCGUGGGAGGAGAAAUGCAAAAACCAAAAAUUAUUCAUCAAAGCGAAAGUCACUGAGAGGGAUCCCCAAAACACGCCCCUCUCCCUAGCCAAAGCGGACACUCACCCUACGUAUAAGACGCCUCUUCCCGGUCCCUUGCGCCUCCUUUAAUCGAUGUUGACGUGGUUACGGUUGUCUCAAUAAAAAUGUGUUAUGCUACCCCAUUUGUCAGGACGACGUAAUCAGAGUGUUGUUUUCUAUAGCUCUUACGAUCAUGAUGAACCUCUUUCCUUGAUAUCGCUUCAUUCAUCAAAUGAAAUCAUACAUUGAUUAAUGUUUUAUGCUUCUACGUAGAUUAUCUACUAGGUUAGGUAGUCUUCUUUUGCCUCAUCUACUUUAGAUGGACCUCGAUGUCAUCUAACUAUUCACACGACAAGAAAAACAUGACAUAAUCUCUUUGCAGAGCAGAGGCAGACACACCCUGAGCGAAGGAGCGGUAGCAAUCGAGGGAAUGCUGCUGUUCCCCUCUCUGUUCCGGUGGCCUCAAAAUGUCAGUGCACUACAUUCUCGCCGAGAGCGUAGAGGUGGACUGCUGUGGCGAGUGGCCCCAUCUGCUUUACGAUCGGGUGGAACAGUAGCUCUAGGACUAGCGUCGGCAUUUUCGUUGACCCCGUUGCACAUCGGUCUUUGUUAUGCUGCCGCGAGGCAGAUGAAGCACAGGGAUGAUCAGGGUGCAAACCUCUCUGAUGAUAUUUGGAUUUUCAAUCAUUGUUCUAACCCUUUGCAGUGUCGUUGAAGUAGUCAAUGUUGACUUAAAAGGCUGUUGUAUUUAUUAGCCAUUUUUGAGAAGUCCUCGUAUGUUUAGUCAUUUCUUUGUUGCAUUAGUAGUGUGAAAAUAGAUCCUUUUGUUUUCAUACCUACCAUCAAUAUCAUUCAUUGAGCCUCCAAUUCUAUAAUAGAUACUCCAUGGGACCGGGAACCGCCUGACAUCAAUGGCGGUGGUGAGGCAGCCGACACCGAUAUCCCAGAAGAUGAAGAUCCCCAUAAGGCCGCGAGUUUUGUCGUUCUGUCAACGGGUGAAGUAGAGCGACCCAGCAAAGCUGCGGCGGGCGACAUUGAGGCGCAGAUCAAAAAAGUAGCCGAAAUGAUUAUUAAGGCUGUAGCAACUUCGUCUUUCACUGCAUCCGCGAAUGUUGGACCACAAGGGCACAGGCUGCUAAGGUAA